Cynara cardunculus var. scolymus (artichoke) is the source of this 3584-nucleotide messenger RNA. Its product is annotated as DNA polymerase delta catalytic subunit. The transcript has 31 exons. Bases 10 to 3300 code for a protein of 1096 amino acids. Gene Ontology annotation, cellular component: delta DNA polymerase complex. The record is from RefSeq and is a predicted model, not a curated record. NCBI's taxonomy places the organism in Eukaryota, Viridiplantae, Streptophyta, Magnoliopsida, Asterales, Asteraceae. Gene Ontology annotation, molecular function: nucleotide binding; 3'-5'-DNA exonuclease activity; DNA binding. Gene Ontology annotation, biological process: nucleotide-excision repair, DNA gap filling; base-excision repair, gap-filling; DNA-templated DNA replication.
UCCACAACCAUGAACAAGGGCAACGGCAGGAAGAGGCCGGCGCAGCAACCACCCGUGCCGCCACAACCACCGAAGCACCAAGCGACGGAGGUGGCUAUCGAAGAGGAAGACAUGGACGAGGAUGUAUUCCUUGAAGAAAACCUUGUUGACGAAGAUGAACUCAUCCUCCGCGAUAUGGAAGAUCGGGAAGCCCUCGCAACUCGCCUUGAGAAAUGGAAACGGCCAGUAUUAUCUACGGGGUACCAGUCUCAGUCAGAGAAGAUAGUUUUUCAGCAAUUGGAGAUUGAUUACGUGAUUGGAGAGAGUCACAAAGAAUUGAUUCCUACCUCAGCUGGCUCUGCUGCUAUUAUCAGAAUAUUUGGUGUAACCAAGGAAGGAAAUAGUGUAUGCUGUAAUGUUCAUGGAUUUGAACCAUACUUUUAUAUUAGCUGUCCUCCUGGAAUGGGCCCUGAUGAUAUAUCUCGGUUCCAUCAAAUUCUUGAGGGGAGGAUGAGAGAAGUCAACAGGAACAAUAAGGUUCCUAAGUUCAUUCUCCGUAUAGAACUAGUUCAAAAGAAGAGCAUUAUGUACUACCAGCAGCAUAGUUCUCAGCCCUUCCUUAAAAUUAUUGUUGCAUUGCCGACAAUGGUUUCUAGUUGCCGAGGAAUUCUUGACAAAGGGAUACAAAUUGAUGGUCUUGGUAUGAAAAGCUUCAUGACAUAUGAGAGUAAUGUUCUUUUUGUUCUUCGCUUCAUGAUUGAUUGCAAAAUCGUUGGGGGCAAUUGGAUUGAAGUUCCAGCCCACAAAUACAAGAAGACAGCAAGGAAUCUUUCAUACUCUCAGUUAGAGUUUGACUGCCUUUAUUCUGAACUGACUAGCCAUGUUCCAGAAGGAGAAUUUUCCAAAAUGGCUCCAUUUCGCAUAUUAAGUUUUGACAUUGAGUGUGCUGGUCGUAAAGGCCUUUUUCCUGAGCCUACGCAUGAUCCUGUUAUUCAGAUUGCAAAUCUGGUCACACUUCAGGGAGAGGAACAGCCAUUUGUGAGAAAUGUCAUGACCCUAAAGUCAUGUUCGCCAAUAGUCGGUGUUGAUGUGAUGUCAUUUGACACAGAGAGAGAGGUUUUGCUGGCUUGGAGGGAUUUUAUUCGUGAAAUUGAUCCAGAUAUCAUAAUAGGUUACAACAUUUGCAAAUUUGACUUGCCAUAUCUGAUUCAGAGGGCAGAGACAUUGGGAAUAACCGAGUUUCCGUUACUGGGCCGCAUCAGAAAUAGUAGGGUUCGUGUCAAGGAUACAACUUUUUCCUCAAGACAGUAUGGUACAAGGGAAAGCAAAGAAGUUACACUGGAAGGGAGAGUUCAAUUUGAUUUACUUCAGGCUAUGCAAAGGGAUUAUAAAUUAAGCUCGUAUUCGCUGAAUUCUGUUUCAGCACACUUUCUUAAUGAGCAGAAAGAGGAUGUUCAUCAUUCAAUUAUAUCUGACCUUCAGAAUGGUAACCCAGAGACAAGACGAAGAUUGGCUGUAUAUUGUCUCAAGGAUGCCUAUCUCCCUCAGCGGCUGUUGGACAAGUUGAUGUACAUUUACAAUUAUGUGGAAAUGGCUCGAGUCACGGGUGUUCCUAUAUCAUUUCUUCUUUCUAGAGGGCAGAGCAUCAAGGUACUCUCUCAACUUCUAAGGAAAGCAAAACAGAAGAAUCUAGUGAUUCCUAAUGUGAAACAAGCAGGAUCUGAACAAGGAACGUAUGAAGGUGCAACUGUUUUGGAAGCCAGAGCGGGAUUCUAUGAGAAGCCAAUUGCCACAUUGGAUUUUGCAUCUCUAUAUCCAUCAAUCAUGAUGGCAUAUAACUUAUGCUAUUGCACUCUAGUGACUCCUGAAGAUGUCCGCAAGCUCAACCUUCCCCCAGAAUGCAUCAACAAAACGCCAUCUGGUGAAACAUUUGUCAAGACAAAUUUGCAGAAGGGUAUACUUCCAGAAAUUCUUGAAGAACUGUUAGCUGCUCGUAAAAGAGCCAAGGCAGAUUUGAAAGAAGCAAAGGAUCCUCUAGUGAAGGCUGUAUUGGAUGGUCGCCAGCUGGCUUUGAAGGUAAGUGCAAAUUCAGUGUAUGGGUUUACAGGAGCUACCAUUGGCCAGUUACCAUGCCUAGAGAUAUCUUCCAGUGUUACGAGCUACGGUCGACAGAUGAUUGAACAUACAAAAAGACUUGUUGAAGAUAAAUUUACAACACUUGCAGGAUAUGAGCAUAAUGCCGAGGUCAUAUAUGGGGAUACAGAUUCAGUUAUGGUGCAAUUCGGUGUGCCUACUGUGGAUGAAGCCAUGAACCUGGGUAGGGAAGCUGCAGAUUUCAUAAGUGGUACUUUCAUCAAACCUAUAAAACUAGAGUUUGAAAAGGUUUAUUUCCCAUAUCUACUGAUCAGUAAAAAGAGGUAUGCUGGUCUCUAUUGGACAAAUCCGAAAAGUUUCGACAAGAUGGAUACAAAAGUCUUGUUGCAAAAUGCAAGGGAAAAAGGCAUUGAAACUGUACGAAGGGACAACUGUCUGUUGGUCAAAAAUCUGGUGACUGAGUGCCUUCACAAAAUACUAAUAGAUAGGGACGUACCUGGAGCUGUUCAAUUUGUAAAGAAUACCAUUUCGGAUCUACUUAUGAAUCGCAUGGAUUUGUCUCUUCUGGUUAUUACCAAGGGACUGACAAAAACAGGAGAGGAUUAUGAAGUCAAGGCAGCACAUGUUGAACUUGCAGAGCGAAUGCGAAAGCGAGAUGCAGCUACUGCUCCAAAUGUCGGAGAUCGAGUACCAUAUGUCAUUAUUAAAGCUGCCAAAGGUGCCAAGGCAUACGAGAAGUCAGAGGACCCGAUAUACGUGUUGGAAAAUAAUAUACCCAUUGAUCCUCAAUACUACCUUGAAAAUCAGAUAAGCAAGCCACUAUUGAGGAUAUUUGAACCCAUCUUGAAGAAUGCUAGUAGAGAACUUCUUCAUGGAAGCCAUACUAGAGCUAUUUCCAUCUCUACUCCAUCAAAUAGCGGGAUAAUGAAGUUUGCAAAGAAGCAACUAAGUUGUGUUGGUUGCAAAGCUUUAAUCAGUAACAAAGAUCAUACACUUUGCUCACAUUGCAAAGGAAGGGAAGCAGAACUUUAUUGCAAAACAGUAGCUAAUGUAUCGGAGUUGGAGAAGCUUUUUGGGAAGCUAUGGACACAGUGCCAGGAGUGCCAAGGAUCUCUUCAUCAAGAUGUUUUAUGUACAAGCCGUGAUUGCCCGAUAUUCUACCGGAGGAAGAAAGCACAGAAAGAUAUGGCUGAAGCCAAAGUCCAAUUAGAACGAUGGAACUUCUAGUAUUCUACUUUCUGCUGUAUUAUGCACUCUGCAAAGGCGAACCCACAUGUCAAAAAUGGAAGGAUAAAAUGAAGUGUUUGUUUCAGUUCAUCAUCUACCUUUUAUGACCAUGAAUGAUGAUAGAUCUGGUCUAACAUUUUCGUUUAGGAGAUAGAUUCAGUAAUUGUAUAAUAGGUGUUUCUUGUUAUGUUAUGGUAUUCUGAUUCACUUCACUCAGAAUAUAUAGGAAUGUCAAACUGUAUGUCGUUAAUGAUUUGUUACAGCAAUUAGAUACUUUUAGCUCA